Molecule: messenger RNA, 2508 nt
Organism: Papaver somniferum (opium poppy)
Lineage: Eukaryota; Viridiplantae; Streptophyta; Magnoliopsida; Ranunculales; Papaveraceae
Exons: 3
Coding region: 1-2508 (835 amino acids)
Biological process (GO): proteolysis
Molecular function (GO): aspartic-type endopeptidase activity
Source: RefSeq, a predicted model, not a curated record
AUGGCUAAUAAAGCUGAUGUUGAAGAACUUACAAGGAAAAUCGACGAGCUUACCAGGGCUCUGGCCGAUUCCAAUAAGAAGAUGGAUGAACUUACCAAAUCUCAGAGCGAUUCUUCAGUUAAAUACGAUGCAGUUUUGAGAUCGGUUGCUGAAAUUAAAGAGGCUCAAGUUAAGUCAACAACGGAGUUCGUGAGUGUAAUUAAUGCUGCAUUUGAAUCUCAGAUGGACCGUUACAUUGAAGAUUCAGGUGGGAGGAACUUAAAUCGAGACAAUCAGUUUGGUAAUAACAACGGAAUUUUGGGUCCUCAACCAAACAAAAACCAAAUUAAUCCAGAAUUGAAGGCAUUAGUGUUAGCAAAAAACCCUCACCUCACUGAAGAUUAUUUCACUUCCAGCUUCAUUAAUGGCCUUAAGGAAGAUCUUAGACUACAUGUUCAAAUGUUCUCACCAAAGACACUUACUAAUGCUAUCUAUUUGGCUAGAAUGCAAGAGGCACUCCUUGAUAAUACAACUAAGAAAACUAGAUCCCAAUACAUACCCUCGCCACUUUAUGUAUCAAACAACUAUUCUCAAAGAAAUACCACUUCUCCAGUUACAAGUCCUAGAACUUUCACUAAAAGUUUUUCUCCCUCACCUGCAAGUUCCUCACCACCCAUCAAAAAGCUGUCAUAUGCAGAUAUGCGGAAGCGCAGAGAGAAAGGCCUUUGUUAUAACUGUGAUGAAGUAUUUCAAGCAGGUCAUAAGUGCAUCAAACAACAAAUUUACAUGUUAGCUGUUGAUGAGGAGGAAUCAACACAAUAUGGAGAAGACUCCCCUAUUGAAACUCCAAAUUCUCCUAUUCAAGAAGAGGAAGUUGAAAUUUCAGUACAUGCUCUAGCUGGCAAUGUAUCCCACAACACCAUUCACAUAGAAGGAGCUACUAAGAAGCAUCCUCUGACCAUCCUUCUUGAUAGUGGCAGUACACAUAGUUUCUUAGACCCAGCAACAACAACAAGAUGUGGUGGACAUGUUAUUACUACAAGCUCAUUAUUAGUAGUUGUGGAUAAUGGAAAUAAGUUGGUUAGUGAUGCUAAAUGUCCAUCCUUCAAGUGGCAGAUGCAAGGGCAUGACUUCCAGUUUGAUAUGCAGCUCUUAACAUUAGGUGGAUGUGACAUGGUGCUGGGAGUCGACUGGAUGAGAGGAAUGAGUCCAAUGAUUUUUGACUUCAACAAAUCGACAGCGGAGUUCUCUAAAAAUGGACAGAACAUCAAGCUUCAAGGUAACAUCCCUACAGCUCAGCUUUCUAUGAUGUCUGACAAAGCCCUGCAUAAGUGGCUUAAGAAGAAUAAAAGUGGAAUGGUAGGUAGGAUUUUUGCCGUAACUGCUUGUGAUGAACAAUCAUUAACUCCUGCCCCCAUUUUACCCUUACUUGAAAAGUAUGCAUCAGUUUUUCAAGAACCCAUAACACUUCCUCCAUCUUGGGCCCAUGAUCACCAUAUUCCUUUGAAACCACUCACCACUCCCCUAAAUCAAAGACCAUAUAGAAUUCCCUAUAUUCAGAAGGAAGUGAUGGAGCAGUUAGUGCAACAGAUGCUUAAAUCUGAAGAACUACUUGAUGAGUUAUUUGGGGCAAGGGUGUUCACUAAAAUAGAUCUGAGGGCAGGGUAUCAUCAAAUUCGAGUUUUCCCUCCAGAUACAUACAAGACUGCAUUUAGGACACACCAAGGGCACUAUGAGUUCAUGGUAAUGCCAUUUGGAUUAACCAAUGCCCCAGCCUCUUUUCAAGCACUAAUGAAUGAUGUUUUUCAGCCUCAUUUGAGGAAAUUUAUUCUAGUAUUUUUCGAUGACAUAUUGGUGUACAACCCUGACAUGGAAGCUCAUUUGGAACAUUUGGAAAUUACUCUCAAGACUUUGCAACAACGUACAUUACAUGCCAAACUCAUCAAAUGUACCUUUGGACAAUCCAAAGUAGAGUAUCUUGAACACAUCAUCACUGGUGAAGGAGUCAAAGCUGAUCCAACAAAAGUUGAAUGCAUGCUCAAGUGGCCAAUACCCACCACUUUGAAGGAACUCAGAGGGUUCCUUGGACUUACUGGAUACUAUAGAAAAUUUGUGCAAGGUUAUGGAAUUGUAUGCAAACCUUUGACAGAACUACUCAAAAAGGAUAACUUCCAUUGGAAUACUAAAGCUCAAGCUGCCUUUGAAGCUCUUAAGAAAGAUGUCACAACCACCCCAGUCCUGGCACUACAUGAUUUCAACUUACCAUUUGAAGUAGAGACUGAUGCUUGUGAUACAGGAGUAGGGGCUGUACUGAUGCAGAACAGGAGGCCACUUGCUUAUUUCAGCAAGGGAAUGGGUACAAGAUUUAUUGCUAUGUCCACUUAUGAGAAGGAGUUACUUGCUAUUGUUAUAGAUGUUUCAAAGUGGAGACCCUACUUGAUGGGAAAUCACUUUACUAUUUUCACUGACCAUCAGAGAUUGAAAUUCUUCACGGAACAGAGGCUUCACACCGUGGUGCAGCAAAAAUAG